Gongylonema pulchrum is the source of this 393-nucleotide messenger RNA. NCBI's taxonomy places the organism in Eukaryota, Metazoa, Nematoda, Chromadorea, Rhabditida, Gongylonematidae. The record is from the annotation of a GenBank genome assembly.
AUGUGGAAGCCGGCACUGGUCAGGGACAGAUUUCCGGACGUUGAUGAUCUAGCGCGUAAUUCUUCCCUCAUUCUUGUUUCAACUGAUGAAUUGGUCGAUUUCCCACGUCCAGUCACCCAUAAUAUCGUCUACAUUGGCGGAUUAGGCUUAACCGAUGCAAAAGCACUGGAAAGCCCAUUCAGUGAGUUUAUGAAGAAGGGUGAAAAAGGAGUAAUACUGGUAUCAUUUGGAUCUAUUAUUACUACCAAGAACAUGCCACGGUCAUUUGUUUCCGCUAUUGUUGAUGUUAUCAAAGCGUUUCCUCACUACCAUUUUAUUUUCAAAAUGGACAAAGGCGAUGAAGUAUUUUUUUUUCUCAGCAAAAAAAUUUCUUCCAACGAAAUGAUACAAUAA